Messenger RNA from Naumovozyma castellii, 936 nucleotides. It is a transcript of the gene PHO85, whose product is annotated as cyclin-dependent serine/threonine-protein kinase PHO85. NCBI's taxonomy places the organism in Eukaryota, Fungi, Ascomycota, Saccharomycetes, Saccharomycetales, Saccharomycetaceae. The record is from RefSeq and is a predicted model, not a curated record. Bases 1 to 936 code for a protein of 311 amino acids. The transcript has 2 exons.
AUGUCCUCCUCAUCACAAUUCAAACAAUUGGAAAAAUUAGGUAAUGGUACGUACGCCACAGUAUACAAAGGACUAAAUAAGACCACGGGUGCUUAUGUGGCUUUGAAGGAAGUGAAGCUGGAUUCGGAAGAAGGUACACCUUCUACCGCGAUUCGUGAAAUAUCAUUAAUGAAAGAAUUGAAACAUGAGAACAUUGUUAGAUUAUACGAUGUCAUCCAUACUGAGAAUAAACUGACUUUGGUCUUUGAAUAUAUGGACAACGAUUUGAAGAAAUAUAUGGAUUCAAGAACUGUGGGAAACUCACCUCGUGGUUUAGAAUUGAAUUUAGUGAAAUACUUCCAAUGGCAAUUAUUGGAAGGUUUAGCCUUCUGCCACGAAAAUAAGAUUCUACAUCGUGAUUUGAAACCACAGAAUCUUCUAAUUAAUAAGAAAGGUGCCUUGAAACUAGGAGAUUUCGGAUUAGCUCGUGCGUUUGGAAUCCCAGUGAACACAUUCUCAAGCGAAGUGGUCACAUUAUGGUAUCGUGCCCCCGAUGUUCUAAUGGGCUCAAGAACUUACUCAACGUCGAUUGAUAUUUGGUCAUGUGGGUGCAUAUUGGCUGAAAUGAUCACGGGAAAGCCUUUGUUCCCAGGUUCCAAUGAUGAGGAACAGUUGAAAUUAAUCUUCGAGACUAUGGGAACCCCCACGGAAGCUACCUGGCCUGGUGUAUCAGCAUUGCCCAAAUACAAUCCAAAUUUCCCUCAAAGAUUACCAAAGGACCUAAGAAUGGUACUUCAACCUUAUUGCAAAGAACCUCUUGACGAUAAUGUCAUUGAUUUGUUGCAUGGAUUGCUACAAUUGAACCCGGAUAUGAGAUUGAGUGCAAAGCAGGCAUUGCACCAUCCAUGGUUUGCAGAAUACUACCAACACUACACUCCAGCGCCACCCUCCUCUUAG